AAGCCACAGCCUACCUAUACACAGCCCAGGAGGCAGACCUAUCUGCUCUGAUUACUCACCCUUGAGAUCUAAGAUGGACAGAAUGGAUUCUGAUUCAUUCCUCCUUGCUCCUACUGAGGCACUCAGUAAGCACACUGAGUGCACCUAUUUUGUGCCUGCUGUGUACCAGGUAACGAGAAGCUGGUGAGACAGACCCAGGACGCAGCAUCCACAGCUACCAGCUCUCAAGAAUGAGCAAACAGAAGGCAGAGCCAAAGCCAGAGCCUCCCCUCCCUGCACUUCCACCUUUCCAGGCUCUGCCGUGGCCAUCCUGAUGUGUUCCCUCCCCAUCACAGACGCUUGUUCUCUUCCUCACGAGAGAAGACUAGGAUGUGAGUUCUCAUACUAUGGUGUAAAUGACUACCAAGCGCUCAAACCGCGGACCUACAAAUGACCCUCCUGGAAGGCUGUCGCUGUGCACAGAAAGCCAGAGGGUUCCAGGGAGACCCAGCUGCGCUCGGUUACUGCUCAGCUCAGCGUUUGCACGCGUUUCCAAGUAACACAGCUCCUGGGUCUUCUUGAGCCGUGGCGGUGAGCACUCUGAGGAGCCGGGCACUCAGCGCCUGCCCCGGGAGCUCACCCGGAAGCUGAGCCAUGCCGAAUGAGGAGCGUGAGGCACCACAGGAACCCCAGCCGCCGGCCGCCGGCCGCCAAAGCCAAAGAGGGAGGCCUCGGCGCAGGGGGAUCUCGGCAUGAUCCGCAGAGGAGGUGCCAUUCCCGGGAUUUUGUCGGGAGGGAAGGAGGAGGUGCUUUGAGCUGGAGUCACUUCCAGAAACACAGAGAUGGCAUUGGAUCCGGACUCGAGGGAUGAGCGAGCCGCUCCUGAGGAGCGGAGGGCGCAGCGGCAGCAUCGAAGAGGCUUCCCGCCCACGCUCUGAGACCCAAGUGCCGCAUCCGAGGCCGCCUCCCGCGCACACCCGCGCAACCCUGCGCUCCCGACCCGCCGGCGUGCGGCGGCCGCGGCACCGCGGCGCGGGUUUGCGGAGACGCUGCGCCGCGCUGAAUGCUUUAUGUCGGAAUGGACCAAUGGGAUGGCGGCACCCGGUUGCCAGGGCUACACGGCGAGCGGGGGCGGAGCCGGGGCGCCGUGGGCGGAGCCGGGGCGGGGCUUAUAUAAGCGGGCGGCGGGCGCAAGGCGGGGCGUGGGGUCGGUGGCCGCUGGGCGGGCGGGGCGCAGGCCGCGGGGCCCGAGCCGGGGGGAGCGAGCGAGCGGAGGAGCCGAGGAUCCGAUUCACUCGCUGGGGAGACCUAUGGGCCGAAGCCGUGUAAAUGCGUUUUAAGCAGGGGCCUCGGCUCCGCAACUGCCACUCCUCCUCGGGGUGUUGCACAAGUUUCGAGGUCACCGGCGACCCCCCCUAGCAGCGCGCCUGCUCUGGCCCCCGCGAAGGAGGACGGGGCUUGUGUUGCAUACUUUCUAAGGCGGCGGCGGCGGCGGCGGCGGCGGCGGCGGCGGCGGCUCCAUCCAGGUCGCCGGCCGCUCUUCCUCGGCAUGGCUGGCUACCUGAGGGAAGCGGACUUCGUGAUGGUGGAAGAGGGUUUCAGCACCCGCGACCUGCUGGAGGAGCUCACUCUGGGGGCCUCCCAGGCCACCACGGACGAGGUGGCUGCCUUCUUCGUGGCCGACCUGGGUGCCGUGGUGAGGAAGCACUUGUGCUUUCUGAAGUGCCUGCCGCGAGUCCGGCCCUUCUACGUGGUCAGGUGCAACAGCAGCCCCGGUGUGCUGAAGGUCCUGGCUGAGCUGGGGCUGGGCUUCAGCUGUGCCAACAAGGCAGAGAUGGAGUUGGUCCAGCAUAUUGGUGUCCCCACCAGUAAGAUCAUCUAUGCCAACCCCUGCAAGCAAAUUGCCCAGAUCAAGUACGCUGCCAAGCACGGGGUCCGGCUGCUGAGCUUUGACAACGAGAUGGAGCUGGCCAAGGUGGCAAAGAGCCACCCCAGUACCAAGUUGGUCCUGUGCGUUGCCACGGACGACUCCUACUCCACGAGCCACCUGAGCCUGAAGUUCGGAGCGGCGCUGAAUUCCUGCAGACAUCUGCUUGAAAAUGCCAAGAAGAGCCACGUGGAGGUGGUAGGGGUGAGUUUCCACAUCAGCAGUGGCUGUCCUGACCCUCGGGCCUAUGCCCAGUCCAUCGCAGAUGCCCGGCUGGUAUUUGAAAUGGGUUCCGAGCUGGGUCACAGGAUGCACAUUCUUGACCUCGGCGGCGGCUUCCCUGGCAUAGAGGGGGCCAAAGUGAGAUUCGAAGAGGUUGCUUCUGUGAUCAACUCAGCCUUGGACCUGUACUUCCCAGAGGGCUGCGGUGUGGACGUCCUUGCCGAGCUGGGCCGCUACUACGUAACCUCGGCCUUCACCGUGGCUGUCAGCAUCGUUGCCAAGAAGGAGGUUCUCCUGGACCAGCCCGGCAGGGAGGAGGAAAACGGCUCCACCCCCAAGACCAUCAUGUACCACCUCGCAGAGGGCGUGUAUGGGAUCUUCAACUCAGUCCUGUUUGACAGCGUCUGCCCAACCCCCAUCUUACAGAAGAAACCAUCCGCGGAGCAGCCCCUGUACAGCAGCAGCCUGUGGGGCCCGGCGGCCGAGGGCUGUGACUGCGUGGCCGAGGGCCUGUGGCUGCCACAACUACACGUAGGGGACUGGCUGGUCUUUGACAACAUGGGCGCCUACACCAUUGGCACGGGUUCCCUCCUCAAGGGGACCCAGGCCUGUCGCAUCACCUAUGCCAUGUCCCGGGUGGCUUGGGAAGCGCUGCGAGGGCAGCUGCUGCCCGCGGACCAGGAGGAGGACGCCGAGGGCGUGUGCAAGCCUCUGUCCUGCGGCUGGGAGAUCACAGACACCUUGUGUGUGGGCCCCGUCUUCACCCCGGCGAGCAUCAUGUGAGCGGGCCCCGUUCCCCCCUGGAGAACCCCCGCGGGGCCCCAGCGAUGCCUCUGGGAGAGGUGGGGCAGGCGGCGAGCAGAGCGCCCUGCGGCCGGGACUCAGGUGCCUGCUCUGCUGCCCCCACACUCCACCUGUAGUUUCUGCCCUGUAAAUAGGACCAGUCUCACACUCGCUGUAGUUCAAGUAUGCAACAUAAAUCCUGUCCCUUCCAGUCGUGUCUGCCUCCUGUGCCUCGCAAGGGCCUGGUCAGCCAGUUGUGUGUGUGUGUCGGGGGGAGGGGUGCAAUACGGGGUCUCCUGCCAUCUCCUUCCUCCCUUUGUAAAUAUGAAGCAAAUAAAUAUUUAGUUUUCUUAUA
Oryctolagus cuniculus (rabbit) is the source of this 3266-nucleotide messenger RNA. The record is from RefSeq and is a predicted model, not a curated record. NCBI's taxonomy places the organism in Eukaryota, Metazoa, Chordata, Mammalia, Lagomorpha, Leporidae.